Molecule: messenger RNA, 976 nt
Organism: Limulus polyphemus (Atlantic horseshoe crab)
Lineage: Eukaryota; Metazoa; Arthropoda; Merostomata; Xiphosura; Limulidae
Product: COX assembly mitochondrial protein homolog
Exons: 4
Coding region: 124-540 (138 amino acids)
Cellular component (GO): mitochondrion
Source: RefSeq, a predicted model, not a curated record
GUAUUUGGCUAAGACUCUCGAUCCUCACGUCAUCAUUAUAACCAACAGCUCCCUCUAGUAAACAAACAUAUUACAACCAUAGAGGUUAUAACAGUACGAAACACGAACUUUUGAAACGAAGAUAUGGCUAACGUAGAUGAAAAUCUAACUGACAAAGAAGAAGAGAUCAAACAUUAUAAACAUGGUGUAUUGCCGCCUCAGCAUUCUGGAGGACCACUGGGCUUAGGAGAUCCAAAUGAUCGAAGCCUUAGAUAUGUUGAGCAAGAGAUCCUUAUUCCACAGAAGAUGCGAGAUAAAGCGAAAAAGGAAAAAUGUGUUGAAGUAGUAAAAGCCUUUGAAGAUUGCUGUAAAGAAGCAGGGUUUUCGAUGGUUGUAAAAUGUCAGAAGGAAAAUGGGGAACUACAAUCUUGUCUUGGAAAAUGGUAUAAUGACACUGAAUUUAGGAAAAAGUGCACAGAGGAAUAUCUAGAUGAACGAUCGGAGUAUCGAAGAACAGGGGUCAAGAAAAUUUCACGAAGAAAAGAGUCGGCGACGUUUUAAGAUUAGAAGUACUAGUUUUAAUAAAGUAUGUGCGUUUAUCUCUUACACAAGUUGAUUGAUAAGAAAUUAUAACUUUUUAUAAAAAAAGAUUAAAUAACAUCUUGAAAAAAGGUGUGUACACUUGAGUCCUAUGGUCUCUUAAUAGCAGCGUUAAGUAGGAGGUUAUACUUAGUUACUUGUAUAUCAUGUUGUCGGUAAUGUAGCAAGCACAUGUGUUUUUUAAUUCAGUGGCUGUAGAGUGUGACAGAUGUAACUACUAUACAGUUGAUUAGUAAAGUAAAGAACGAACGUUUUAGGUGUGUGAAAGUGUUGUUGAUAACGUCUUUUUGAUUAGACUUUACUAGUUUCUAAAUAUUCCACAAGUUAGAUUUCUUUGUCUUGGAAAGGAUGGAAAUGUUUUAUGGUUGAUGGUUUCAUUAAAUUGAUUUGCAGAAGA